AUUAAUUUGUUCUUCACAACUAAUCAUGGAAAAAUAAAUCGAUUCUAUAUUGCACGAUUAACAAUAUUUCGAACAGUGACCAUUUAAAUAUCUCACCUCUUUCUCCAUUGAAAACAUAUAUAUCUGUGAAAUCUUGUGCUUUUGGCUUUUUAUUUACUUUCCUUAACGCUGCUGAAUUUGAAUGUUUCAAUAAUUGUCAUUCCAAUUUCUUUUGCUAUUUUAUUAUAUUCUGUUAACUCUCAUAGUCUAAUGUCUAAUAUAAUUUAAAUUGUAAAUAGCUAAACAUUCUAUUAACACCAGAUUCCAGUUAUCAUGAUUAUAAAUCCACCUUAAUCUAUAAAUACUAUUAAUCAAUCGGAAAGGAAAUUACCAGCAGAACCAUCAGAUGAGGAAAAGGAAAAAGAUUUCAAGAAAAGAUUCAAUCAACACCAAAGAAGAAACGAAAAUGAUUGAAAUUAACGAAAUCGAAAUGACCAAUCAUCAGUUAAUCAAUGUAACCAAUAAUUACCAAUCUUAAAAACCAAAGAAAACGCCAUAUUAACUAAUCUGGAACUCAACAAUUAACUCAUUGGGGAAUGAUAAUAUCUUCAUUCAAUCUCUGAUACAUUUACAUGAUUAGGAUUUUCAAUCAUAAGUUAAUUAGCUGAUAUAAAUCCAAUCGAAUUGAAAUGGAAAAAUUGAAUCGAUUAACGAUACAAUCAACCUCGGUUAAAUAACCUUCUCUAAUGAUUAUUAUUAUUUAUAUCACGAUGAUUACUAGUUAUUGAAAACUUGAUUAACAACUCGUACAGAAAUUUAAUCGCCAUGGUUAAAACUCCCUAAGGCAAUUUAACUACAAAAAAGUUUUCCCUUUCAGUUGAUUAGAUUUAGUUACCAUUUUGAUUUCCAAUAAGUUUGUUGUACUUUAAAUGUUUAAUUUAACAAACAAAAGGACCAGAAAUACAAAAUUAAAGUUAAUUAAGUUAUAAUACAAUACCUAAUUAAGAGUUAAUUGUUUAAAAUUACCUUUAAUUAUUAUCAGUGAAUUUUUAUUCAUUUCUCUUGGCGUUUCGGUUAAUUGUUGUCAUCAUUUAAUUACAGUCAAUUAGGAGACAGUAAACAAAUUGUUUCUUGUUUUGUGAAUAAACAACAAUCAACAAAGUUACGAUUCUCAUACAAAUCAACAAUCAUGUCAACUAAUUGUGACAAUAAUAAUAAGCAAAUUACUAAUAAAAGUGGUCCCCUUGUUAAGGAGAUGCAACAACGAUUUAGUCAAUUAAUCAAAACUGAUUCGGAACAAUUUGAUGAAGAAGACAUUAAAAGGAUAGCCGAAGAUGAUUUUUUCGUUAAGCGUUUUCUCAUCUCUAGAAAGCGAAACGUUGACGCAGCAUUUAAGAUGAUGAUCGGAACAUUAAAAUGGAUCAAACAGGAAAACUUUCGACGAACUGAGGCCAACACUUUUCCCGCUGAGUUUUACUUUAUCGGUGCUCUAUUUGAUUAUGAGCCCGAUCUUGAGGGUAACUUUACGAUUUACAUUCGAGUCAAAUAUAUACUUAGAUGUGGACUGGUACCUCAUGCGAUCUCUUGGGCGAGUAAAUUUUUCUACGAUCUCGAUAUUAAACUCCAAGGUGCCUUCUACACGGUACUAAUUGAUUUCCAAGGAUGUGGCCUGAAAAACGCUGAAUUUGAGUUCAUCUGGCAUGCAAUUAACGUCAUGAGAACCUAUUUACCAGCCUGUUUAAAGCAAAUUCUGAUAAUUGAUUUACCCAAGAUCUUUAAAUUUGGUUGGGCGAUUGUCAAGAAAUUAGUACCCGAAAGUGAACGGUCAAUCCUUGUGUUUAUUUCGAGACCUGAGAUUUUCAAUUACAUUGCCAAAGAAAAUGUUCCCGAUUUCCUUGGUGGAUCGUGUUCUCGACCCAAUCAAGGUCCAUCAAUGGUACCCGAAGGUUGUCCAACCGCAAUUGAAUAUGGACUUUCCAAAGGUGUUCCUCUUGACCAGUGCCUUAAAAUGGUCAAAAUAUAUGAGCCGAUAAUCAGAGAGUACAAUUUAUUUCAAAUGGCUGAUACCAAUGGCGAUUUAAUUGAGAAAGUUGAAUCACAAUUUAAAAGUCUCUCUCAAGGUAAACCAUUAGAAAAUCCAUCACUAACUGUUGAUGAUCAACAAUCAACUUAAUUCUCAAUUAAAUGGAUCAAUUUAAAU
This is a messenger RNA of Panonychus citri (citrus red mite), 2179 nucleotides long. RefSeq lists its product as uncharacterized. NCBI's taxonomy places the organism in Eukaryota, Metazoa, Arthropoda, Arachnida, Trombidiformes, Tetranychidae. The record is from RefSeq and is a predicted model, not a curated record.